Messenger RNA from Drosophila arizonae, 2863 nucleotides. RefSeq names its product nicotinic Acetylcholine Receptor alpha7 (gene nAChRalpha7). Lineage: Eukaryota; Metazoa; Arthropoda; Insecta; Diptera; Drosophilidae. Gene Ontology annotation, biological process: monoatomic ion transmembrane transport. The record is from RefSeq and is a predicted model, not a curated record. Gene Ontology annotation, molecular function: transmembrane signaling receptor activity; acetylcholine-gated monoatomic cation-selective channel activity. Gene Ontology annotation, cellular component: postsynaptic membrane.
AAUUGCGCUUCAGUCGAAGCAGAGCAGACAGCCAGCGAGCCAGCGAGCCAGCGAGCCAGCGAGCUAGUUGAUUGUCCGUGGUCGUGUUGCCGUUUGCUGUUGUUGUUGACGUAGUCGUUCGUCCGUUUGCUCGUUCGUUCGUUCGUUCGUUCGCCUUGGCUCGACGCUGUUAGCGCCGUUAGUGCCGUUAGUGCCGUUAGCGCCGUUCACGCCGUUCAGUCGAGGUCGUGGUCUCGCAUGAAGCGGUCGGACAAGUCGCAUCGAGAGUCUUCAGCCAGAGCAUUCACUGUAGCGCAGCCAGUUGAGUUAGUUUAGUCAGCGUAGUUCGUGCCACGUGCUACUGCGAUUGCCGUUGUUUUGCCACACACGGAAUCGCCGGAAUCGGAGGCGCGAGGUCCUCAGGCGCAGCGACGCGUAAACAUCAACUUCUUGCGGCCAACGAGAAGAUCAGAGCCAAGUCUACAUUUUUUUGCGCUGUGCACGCCCUGCCAAAUGAAGUGGCAUUAGCAAGCGUCAGCCUCCACUUUGAUAACAACAGGCGACCAAAGAGUAUAAAAAACGAAAGCGAAAGGCAACAAACAAAAAAAUAAAAUAAAUAAAAAAAAAAGAAAGAAGCAAGCAGCAAAAAAGUAAAUAAAUAAAAAAUAAAAUAAAAUCGAAAGAAAAUAAAAAAACAAUUGCCGUAGAAAAUUGUUUUCCCUGCCGUACAUCAGCCCGCUCCGGCAACGGCAACGGCAACAGCAACGCCUUCGUCUCCAUUUCCGCCUCCGGCAGCAAGUCGGCAUACGGGUCUCGGGACAGCCGGUGUUGCUGGUUAUUGAUUCAGUUGACCGCCUGAUCGAUGCGCCAUAUGUCUGGCUAAAAGACGUCUGCCACAGCCACAGCCACAUAGCCAGAGCCAGUUGGGCGCAUGCCACAGGUUGCGACAGUUGCCCCGACUCGUAUUGGAGUCCGCCUCACGGUUGAGUGAUUGUGACUUUGUAGUGUGCCGCAGACACUGCUCGAUACCGACAGAUGACUUGCCAAUCGAUCGGGCUAUUUAAGUAAAUGAAUGCUACCCCCGAUUGCCAUCUAACUGCAGACAGAGCUAGCGACCGAGGCUCCAGCCAGAUUCCCAAAUCAAUACACUCAGCUAACCGGAUGCGUCCCACUGCGCCCACAGCGAGAAUGAGUCGUGCCACACGAAGCGUCCGCCUCCUGGCCAGCGCCUGUGUUCUGGGACUCCUAAUCUUGUUGCCAGCCUGCUCAGCUGGACCGCACGAGAAGCGCCUCCUGCACGCUCUGCUGGACAACUACAACAGCUUGGAGCGACCCGUGGUCAACGAAUCCGAUCCACUGCAAUUGAGUUUCGGUCUAACACUUAUGCAAAUCAUCGAUGUGGAUGAAAAGAAUCAGCUGCUCAUCACGAACAUUUGGCUCAAAUUGGAAUGGAACGAUAUGAAUUUGCGUUGGAAUUCCAGUGAGUUUGGAGGUGUAAGAGAUUUACGUAUACCGCCCCAUCGAUUGUGGAAACCCGAUGUGCUUAUGUACAAUAGCGCGGACGAAGGCUUCGAUGGCACCUACGCCACCAAUGUGGUUGUGCGGAACAACGGCAGCUGCCUGUACGUGCCGCCCGGCAUCUUCAAGUCCACGUGCAAAAUCGACAUCACCUGGUUCCCCUUCGACGAUCAGCGCUGCGAGAUGAAGUUCGGCUCCUGGACCUACGAUGGCUUUCAGCUGGAUUUGCAAUUACAAGACGAAGCCGGCGGCGACAUCUCGAGUUUCAUAACAAACGGCGAAUGGGACUUGUUAGGUGUGCCCGGUAAACGUAAUGAAAUCUACUAUAAUUGCUGCCCAGAACCUUAUAUUGACAUAACAUUCGCCAUUUUGAUACGACGCAAAACUUUAUACUAUUUUUUCAAUUUGAUCGUGCCGUGCGUAUUGAUCGCAUCGAUGGCACUGCUAGGGUUUACACUGCCACCAGAUUCUGGUGAGAAGCUAUCGCUUGGAGUUACUAUUUUACUAUCGCUCACAGUCUUCCUGAAUAUGGUAGCGGAAACGAUGCCAGCUACAUCCGAUGCUGUGCCGCUGUUGGGAACUUAUUUCAAUUGCAUUAUGUUUAUGGUGGCCAAAAAAAAAAAAUCAACCAUACUUAUCCUCAAUUAUCAUCAUAGAAAUCCAGAAAAAAAAAAAAUGAGUGAAUGGAUAAGAGUAAUAUUCCUUUAUUGGUUACCUUGCAUAUUGCGCAUGCAAAGACCCGGACAGGUUGGCUACGAAUGCCCGCCGCCGCCGUCGUCGUCGGGCUCCUCGACAGCUGGUGACAAAAAGCAACAGAUCCAAAACGUUGAGCUCAAGGAAAGGUCCUCGAAAUCGCUGCUCGCCAACGUACUCGACAUUGAUGACGACUUUCGUUGCAAUCAUCGCUGCACUAGCGCCACGUUACCCCAUCAGCCCACAUACUACAGGACAAUGUUCAGGCAAGGCGACGAUGGCAGCGUGGGUCCAGUUGGGCCCGUUGGUCCAGUGGGUCCAGUCGCACCUGUGCCCGACUCCCGCAUGCACGAGGCCAUUUCCCACACCUGCCUCAGCUCUUCGGCGGAAUACGAACUGGCGCUGAUACUCAAGGAACUGCGCUGGAUAACCGAUCAGCUGAAGAAAGAGGAUGAGACAGGCGAUAUAACGCGCGAUUGGAAAUUUGCCGCAAUGGUCGUGGAUCGUUUGUGCCUUAUUAUUUUCACGCUCUUCACAAUUAUAGCCACGCUGGCUGUGCUCUUCUCGGCGCCACAUUUCAUUUUCCCAUAAAUGAUUCACUCUGACGGUCUACGUAAUUGCUUCAGUUUUGGCACGAGUCGUACAAAAUAUUGUUUCUACUUUUGUAAAAUAC